Messenger RNA from Lacerta agilis (Sand lizard), 1868 nucleotides. RefSeq names its product nuclear receptor subfamily 4 group A member 1-like. Bases 106 to 1854 code for a protein of 582 amino acids. The transcript has 7 exons. Lineage: Eukaryota; Metazoa; Chordata; Lepidosauria; Squamata; Lacertidae. Gene Ontology annotation, biological process: regulation of transcription by RNA polymerase II; cellular response to corticotropin-releasing hormone stimulus. Gene Ontology annotation, molecular function: RNA polymerase II cis-regulatory region sequence-specific DNA binding; nuclear glucocorticoid receptor binding; nuclear receptor activity. Gene Ontology annotation, cellular component: nucleus; transcription regulator complex. The record is from RefSeq and is a predicted model, not a curated record.
GGGAGGGGAAGAAGGCUCCCCCACCACCAAAAAGAACCCACUUUGAAAAGAAAACAAAAAAAGUGGAAGGAACUGCAGCAAAUCGAUCUCUGAGCUGACUUGGAGAUGCCCUGUAUCCAAACCCAAUAUGGGACCUUGCUUCAGAGCGGAGGCCCCUGUGAGCGCUACCCAGCGGACCUCUUGACCCCCGAGCUUGGCAAAACCACCAUGGACCUGGUUAACACAGAGAUCACUGCCGCCGCCACCUCUCUGCCCAGCUUCAGCACCUUCAUGGACAAUUACACCGGCGAAUUCGACGCUUUCCUCUACCAGAUCCCAGCCGCCAACCCCGCCGCCGCCUCCUUCAAGCUGGAGGAUUUCCAGGUGUACGGCUGCUACCCCGGCUCCUUCAGCAGCCAGCUGGACGAGACGAUGUCCUCGAGCGGCUCGGACUAUUAUGGCAGCCCCUGCUCCGUCCCUUCCCCUUCCACACCAAGCUACCAGACUUCCCAGGGGCCAUCUUGGGAGAACUCCUUUGGGGCCUAUUCCCCCCCACACGCCUACGAGGGCAUGAGGCCUUGGGCGUCGGCGGCAACGGAGCCUCCGAAAAGUAGUUCCGCCCAGCCGUCCUACUUCUCCUUCGGCCCCUCGGCUCACAGCCCCGGGGUCCCCCCCCAGAGCCCCCUGAAGAUGCAGCCGCCCGCCCACCAGCACUUGGUGGACGGAGACGUCUUCUCUCUCCAGCAACCCUCCUCGUCGGUGAGCUUUUCCCCUUUGCCGCUCAGCCAGGCCUCGCCGGUCCUGGACGGCUCCGGCUUAAUGGACAGUUCGCUCUCGCCAAGCAAGGCGCGCAGCCCAGGGUCCAACGAGGGGCGCUGUGCCGUGUGCGGAGACAACGCCUCGUGCCAACACUAUGGUGUCCGGACCUGCGAAGGCUGCAAGGGGUUUUUCAAGCGCACUGUACAGAAGAACGCCAAAUACAUCUGCUUAGCCAAUAAAGACUGCCCUGUGGACAAGCGGAGGAGAAACCGGUGCCAGUUUUGUCGUUUCCAGAAGUGCCUUGCUGUGGGAAUGGUCAAAGAAGUGGUGCGGACGGACAGUUUGAAAGGCCGGCGUGGUCGUUUGCCCUCCAAACCCAAGCAAACUCAAGACACUUCUCCGGUCAGCCUCAUCUCCUCUCUUGUGAGAGCGCACAUAGAUUCCAUACCCAGCGCAACAAAGCUUGAUUAUUCCAAGUUCCAGGAAUCUGUCUCCUACCAGUUUGAGAAGGAGGACUGCGUGGAUGUGCAGCAGUUCUACGACCUGUUGACAGGCUCGAUGGACGUCAUCCGGAAAUGGGCGGAGAAGAUCCAGGGCUUCCUAGAGCUUCCGAAAGAGGAUCAAGACCUGCUUUUGGAAUCUGCUUUUCUGGAGCUCUUCAUUCUCCGGCUAGCAUACAGGUCCAAGCCAGAAGAAGGCAAGCUGAUAUUCUGCAACGGGGUGGUGUUGCAUCGGAUGCAGUGUGUUCGGGGCUUUGGAGAGUGGAUCGACUCCAUCAUCGAGUUCUCCCAGAGCCUCCACCGCAUGAACAUCGAUGUGCCCUCCUUCUCCUGCCUCGCGGCGCUUGUCAUCAUCACAGACCGCCAUGGGUUAAAAGAGCCAAAGAAGGUUGAAGACCUCCAGAACCGCAUUGUCGGCUGCCUUAAAGACCACGUGACUUCCACCACCAACGAGCAGCUCCAUCCGAACUGCCUCUCGAAGCUGCUGGGCAAGCUCCCCGAACUCCGCACCCUUUGCACUCAAGGGCUCCAGCGCAUCUUCUACCUGAAGCUCGAGGAUCUGGUCCCCCCGCCGCCCAUUGUGGACAAAAUAUUCAUGGACACGCUGCCUUUCUGAGGACUCCGAAAGAA